Messenger RNA from Gavia stellata (red-throated loon), 3158 nucleotides. It is a transcript of the gene IPO8, whose product is annotated as importin 8. Gene Ontology annotation, molecular function: small GTPase binding. The transcript has 25 exons. Gene Ontology annotation, cellular component: nuclear envelope; cytosol. NCBI's taxonomy places the organism in Eukaryota, Metazoa, Chordata, Aves, Gaviiformes, Gaviidae. Bases 1 to 3156 code for a protein of 1051 amino acids. The record is from RefSeq and is a predicted model, not a curated record. Gene Ontology annotation, biological process: protein import into nucleus.
AUGGACCCCAACAGGAUCAUCCAGGCUCUGAAGGGCACCAUAGACCCCAAGCUGCGCAUCGCCGCCGAGAACGAGCUCAAUCAGUCCUAUAAGAUCAUCAAUUUUGCUCCAAGUCUACUGCAAAUCAUAGUAUCGGAUCAAGUUGAAUUUCCAGUGCGUCAAGCAGCUGCCAUUUACCUGAAGAACAUGGUGACACAGUACUGGCCAGACCGUGAACCACCUCCUGGAGAAGCAGUAUUUCCAUUCAACAUUCAUGAAAAUGAUCGUCAGCAGAUUCGUGAUAACAUUGUAGAAGGAAUAAUUCGUUCUCCUGACUUAGUGAGAGCCCAGCUGACAAUGUGCCUCCGUGCUAUCAUUAAACAUGACUUUCCUGGCCAUUGGACAGCCGUGGUAGACAAGAUAGGCUACUAUUUACAAUCUCAGAACAGUGGGAGUUGGCUUGGGAGCCUCUUGUGCCUGUAUCAGCUGGUGAAGACUUAUGAAUACAAAAAGGCAGAGGAGCGAGAUCCUCUCAUAGCAGCAAUGCAAAUAUUUUUGCCUCGGAUUCAGCAGCAGAUGAUCCAGCUUCUGCCUGAUAACUCCCAUUACUCUGUAUUGCUUCAGAAACAAAUCUUAAAAAUCUUCUAUGCUCUUGUUCAGUAUGCAUUGCCACUCCAGUUGGUGAAUAACCAGACUAUGACUCAGUGGAUGGAGAUCUUCCGUACUAUCAUUGAUAGAAAUGUACCUCCGGAGACUUUGCAAAUUGAUGAAGAUGAUAGACCGGAGCUGGUGUGGUGGAAAUGCAAGAAGUGGGCAUUGCAUAUUGUAGCUCGUCUUUUUGAACGGUAUGGAAGUCCUGGAAAUGUAACUAAAGAAUACUUUGAAUUCUCAGAGUUUUUUUUAAAAACCUACGCUGUGGGCAUACAACAGGUUCUCUUAAGAAUCUUAGACCAAUACAGACAAAAAGACUAUGUUGCGCCACGUGUUCUUCAGCAAACGUUAAAUUAUCUGAACCAAGGGGUUAUUCACUCUGUAACAUGGAAGCAGAUGAAGCCACACAUACAGAGUAUAACAGAAGAAGUGAUAUUCUCUCUAAUGUGCUACAAAGAUGAGGAUGAAGAGCUCUGGCAAGAGGAUCCAUACGAAUAUAUCCGCAUGAAAUUUGAUGUAUUUGAGGAUUAUGCAUCCACUACAACAGCAGCACAGAAUCUCCUUUAUACUGCUGCGAAGAAGAGAAAAGAGGUAUUACCAAAAAUGAUGGCAUAUUGCUACCAGAUUCUGACAGAGCCAAACAUUGAUCCAAGAAAAAAAGAUGGGGCUUUGCAUGUCAUAGGAUCCCUGGCAGAUAUUUUACUGAAGAAGAGUGUCUUCAAGGAUCAAAUGGAACUGAUGUUACAGAAUCAUGUAUUUCCGUUGUUCAUGUCUAACCUGGGGUACCUCAGAGCUAGAUCCUGUUGGGUACUUCAUUCAUUCAGUGCUUUGAAAUUUCACAAUGAGUUAAACUUGAGGAAUGCAGUAGAGUUGGCAAAGAAGAGCCUGAUUGAUGAUAAGGAAAUGCCUGUCAAAGUAGAAGCAGCCAUAGCUCUUCAGACGUUAAUAAGCAACCAGGAGCAAGCCAAGGAAUAUGUGAAGCCUUACGUAAGGCCGGUUAUGCAAGAGCUCUUGCACAUUGUUAGAGAGACGGAAAAUGAUGAUCUUACUAAUGUAAUCCAGAAGAUGAUCUGUGAGUACAGUCAGGAAGUAGCUACUAUCGCCGUUGACAUGACUCAACACCUGGCUGAAAUAUUUGGUAAAGUACUUCAGAGUGAGGAAUAUGAGGAAGUAGAGGACAAAACAGUUAUGGCCAUGGGCAUCUUGCACACCAUUGACACUAUCCUGACAGUUGUGGAAGAUCACAAGGAGAUAACUCAACAGCUCGAGAGCAUUUGUUUACAGAUCAUUGGCCUUGUUUUGCAGAAACACGUUAUAGAGUUUUACGAAGAAAUUCUCUCCUUGGCCUACAGCUUGACAUGUCAGAUGAUUUCACCUCAAAUGUGGCAGCUUUUAGGUGUUCUAUAUGAGGUUUUCCAGCAGGAUUGCUUUGAGUACUUCGCAGAUAUGAUGCCUCUCUUGCAUAAUUAUGUGACCAUUGACACUGAUACUUUACUGUCUAACCCAAAGCAUUUAGAAAUCAUCUAUGCUAUGUGUAAAAAGGUAUUAACAGGAGAUGCAGGAGAAGAUGCAGAGUGCCAUGCAGCCAAACUCCUAGAAGUAAUUGUUCUUCAAUGCAAAGGACGGGGUAUUGACCAGUGUAUUCCACUCUUUGUGGAGGCUGUUCUGGAGCGGUUAACCAGAGGAGUUAAAACAAGUGAGCUUCGUACCAUGUGUCUUCAGGUUGCCAUAGCUGCGCUCUACUACAAUCCUGACCUACUUCUGCACACCUUAGAGAACAUCAGAUUUCCACACAAUCCUGAGCCCAUCACCGCACAGUUUAUAAACCAGUGGAUGAAUGACACAGACUGCUUUCUUGGGCAUGUAUUACUCCAUGACAGAAAGAUGUGUAUAAUAGGACUGAGCAUCCUAAUGGAAUUGCAGAACCGACCGCCUGCAGUGGAUGCUGUGGCUGCCCAGAUUGUCCCUUCAAUCCUCCUCCUCUUCCUGGGCUUAAAACAAGUUUGCGCCUCACGAGAACUCACAGAACAUGAGGAUCAUGCUAAAGAUGAAAAACACGUUGCAGAAGAUAAUGAAGAGAUACCGAGUGAUGAGGAGGAGACAAAUGAAGUGAGCCAGGCGAUGCAAGAGAACCAUGGUGGAGGAGGAGGUGGUGGUGGUGGUGGAGGUGGAGAGGAAGAGGAUGAAGAUGAUGAUGAUGAUGACUGGGAUGAAGAUGCAUUGGAAGAGACUGCUCUUGAAGGGUUCAGCACACCUCUUGACCUUGAAAAUGGUGUUGAUGAAUACCAGUUUUUUACACAAGCACUUCUAGCGGUGCAGAGCCGAGAUGCAGCCUGGUACCAUUCACUGACAGCACCACUGAGUGAGGAUCAGAAGAAACAGCUGCAGGAAAUUUAUACAUUAGCAGAACACCGGCGAAAUGCUGCAGAGACUAAGACAAUAGAACAACAAAGUGGCUACACGUUUGACAACAAAGGACUGAUCACAGCAUUUAACUUUGCUGGAAGUACUCCUGGUGGCAACUGAAG